UCUAUAUAAACCUCUCGUAUUCUAAAUCAGAUCUAACCAAAAGAAACACUAAGCACUGAGCACUUUGAAAGGAAAUAUAUAGCAAAAAUGAAGCAAUCUCUUAUUCUUUCCAUAUUAAUACUACUAUCAUCAUCAUUUGCACAAAUCCAUGCCCGCAACAAAUCACAUCCGGCAAACCCUCCCUCACCGGUAGCAACUCCAGCACCUGGACCAUCAAAUUCUGAUUGCUCGAGCGUUAUAUUUGACAUGAUGGAUUGUCUCUCGUAUCUUACCCCUGGAUCAAAUGAUACUACGCCCACGAAAGUGUGUUGUGGGGGAAUCCUAUCUGUUCUACAAUAUAAUCCUAAGUGUGUUUGUAUCGGCUUAGCGAGUAGCAAAGAUAUGGGUAUUGCACUGAAUAACACAAGAGCUCUUGCCAUGCCUACGAUUUGCAAGCUCCCCAUUGCUGCUCCUCAUUGUGCUAUACUGGACGCGUCGAGGCCGAGUGCAUCUACUCCUGUUUCUCCAUCGGCUGUAACACCUAUGACUCCACAGUCUUCCGCCCAGUCACCCACAUUUUCACCAUCUUUGCCUGAGUCGCCGGGCAUCACUGCACCAUCUCCAUCAAGUUCUGGCACCAACCACCUAUCAGUUUCAAAAUUUACCUUCGUUGCCGUUGUAGUUUCUUAUAUAACUUACAUUUCGGCUUUUUCUAAUUAAUUACAACUUUCUCAAGUUUUCAUAUAUUUCUUCUACUGAAUUGAACAUUUAUGUUUGUGAUUUCAAGAACGAUGCUGUUUUAAUUUGAUGUUCUUUUUUAAUCAUAUUGAAUUUUUUUUAUG
Messenger RNA from Brassica napus (rape), 821 nucleotides. RefSeq names its product non-specific lipid transfer protein GPI-anchored 4. NCBI's taxonomy places the organism in Eukaryota, Viridiplantae, Streptophyta, Magnoliopsida, Brassicales, Brassicaceae. Gene Ontology annotation, molecular function: lipid binding. Bases 88 to 699 code for a protein of 203 amino acids. Gene Ontology annotation, biological process: lipid transport. The record is from RefSeq and is a predicted model, not a curated record. The transcript has 3 exons.